Messenger RNA from Propithecus coquereli (Coquerel's sifaka), 1297 nucleotides. It is a transcript of the gene NUBP2, whose product is annotated as nucleotide binding protein 2. NCBI's taxonomy places the organism in Eukaryota, Metazoa, Chordata, Mammalia, Primates, Indriidae. Gene Ontology annotation, cellular component: cytosol. The record is from RefSeq and is a predicted model, not a curated record. The transcript has 7 exons. The coding region runs from base 37 to 852 and encodes 271 amino acids. Gene Ontology annotation, molecular function: ATP binding; 4 iron, 4 sulfur cluster binding; ATP-dependent FeS chaperone activity. Gene Ontology annotation, biological process: iron-sulfur cluster assembly.
AACGGACGGAAGCCGCGAAUUCCAGCCGGCGGCGGGAUGGAGGCGGCGGCGGAGCCUGGGAACCUGGCCGGCGUCCAGCACAUCAUCCUCAUCCUCUCAGGAAAGGGAGGCGUCGGAAAAAGCACCGUCUGCACCGAGCUGGCCCUGGCUCUGCGCCACGCAGGCAAGAAGGUGGGGAUCCUGGACGUGGACCUGUGUGGCCCCAGCAUCCCCCGCAUGCUCCGGGCGCAGGGCAAGGCCGUGCACCAGUGCAACGGCGGCUGGGUGCCCGUCUUCGCGGACCAGGAGCAGAGCAUCUCCCUCAUGUCCGUGGGCUUCCUGCUGGAGCAGCCGGACGAGGCCGUGGUGUGGAGAGGCCCCAAGAAGAACGCACUGAUCAAGCAAUUUGUGUCCGAUGUGGCCUGGGGACAGCUGGACUACUUGGUCGUGGACACACCCCCAGGGACCUCUGAUGAACACAUGGCCGCCGUGGAAGCCCUGCGUCCCUACAGGCCCCUGGGGGCCCUUGUGGUCACCACACCUCAGGCGGUGUCCGUGGGGGACGUGAGGCGGGAGCUGACCUUCUGCAGGAAGACUGGCUUGCGGGUGAUGGGGGUCGUGGAGAACAUGAGCGGCUUCACCUGCCCACACUGUGCAGAGUGCACCAGCGUCUUCUCCAGGGGCGGCGGGGAGGAGCUGGCCAGGCUCGCCGGGGUCCCCUUCUUAGGCUCUGUGCCCCUGGACCCUGCGCUCACAAGGAGCCUCGAGGAGGGCCGCGACUUCAUCCAGGAGUUCCCCAACAGCCCUGCGUUUCCUGCACUCGCCGCCAUAGCCCAGAAGAUUCUGGACGCGACGCCUGCUCAGGCCUCCUGACAGAGGAGCUGCCUCGUCAUAGGCCCCGAGAGGAAUCCCUGGGGCAGAGGGCCCGGGGACCGUGUUUCCUCCACGUCAGCUCAUCUCUGGCUGAGCCUGACAGCGCUUCCUCCCGGCGGUUGGUGGUGGUUGCAAGGACAGCUCGGGCCCCGGUGCCUUGUGGCUGUGAGCCCGUGUUCUGGGACCCCACGCCACGGCUGCUUCCCAGCGCUCGUCACUUUCCCACGCUGCAUCCCUGCGCCAGAGGGACAGGCUGCUCCUGGCAGCUGAGUGUCCCCCACGGUUCACCAAGCUCUCGGGACUUCCACGGCCCUCAGCUGACCCUGGGCUGCCCACACCCUGAGGGUCCGUGAGCGAUCUGCACUCACGGGAGGAGCGGGAGCUCUGUGGGUAAAAUAACCUCAGACGUGUCACAUGACUUGGAGGAACCCACCAUUAAACGGGU